Ornithodoros turicata is the source of this 2230-nucleotide messenger RNA. It is a transcript of the gene msl-3, whose product is annotated as male-specific lethal 3 homolog. Bases 280 to 2037 code for a protein of 585 amino acids. The record is from RefSeq and is a predicted model, not a curated record. Gene Ontology annotation, biological process: regulation of DNA-templated transcription; chromatin organization. Gene Ontology annotation, cellular component: MSL complex; nucleus; NuA4 histone acetyltransferase complex. The transcript has 13 exons. NCBI's taxonomy places the organism in Eukaryota, Metazoa, Arthropoda, Arachnida, Ixodida, Argasidae.
GUUGGACCAUGGCUGCUUCGUCCGUUGCUGGUUGUUGCCGUUCAUUUUGCGAAAUGAUGCGAAUUAUAUGGUCCGAAUGGUGUACUUUACUACUGGUAGAACUCUAGUGGACGCUGGAUAGGUGCUGUGGACAGUGAUAUCGGAAUUCGGAACUACUUUUGCCCGCUGCGCAUGUAAUCUGGAACUGUGCCGCAGACGGAGGUUUCGUGACCAGAAGAAAGGAGGAGGACAAAUUGGUGGAGGAGGGCAGUGAAUGCGGGAAGAACUCAGCAGCACGGGAUGGUUUCGACUCGAGGAGUGAAAUUCAAGUUCUCUGAAGGCGAGAAGGUCUUGUGUUAUGAACCAGAUUCGUCGAAGGCUAAGGUCCUGUAUGACUCUAAAGUGCUUGAGCUGGUGGUUGACAAAGACAGCCGUGGUCGCAAAGUUGCAGAAUAUCUGAUUCACUUCAGUGGAUGGAACAGCAGCUGGGACCGAUGCGUAGCAGAAGAAUUCAUUCUUCCCGAUAACCCCGAGAAUCGAAAGCUUCAGAAGAGGCUCGCGGAGGAGGCCGCACAGAAACUGUUGCAAGCGGGAAAAGCUAAACGGCGCAAAGUCCCGGCCAUUUUGAAAGAAAGCAUCAACAAGAAACUCAACGAGAAACGACAGCGACAAAACGAGAAGAAAGAAAAGGAAAGGGCAGAGUCGACUACCACAACUGAAGACUCCUCCUCGUCCGAGUCACAACAGAGUUCGGAGCAGGACGACAACGAAGCUGGUGAGGACGGUGAAGGAAAAGAUGAUGAUGAACAGGAGGAAGAGGAGGAGGAAGAAGAGGAAGAGUCAGAAGAAGAAGAAGAAGUUGCAGCUGAGGGAACUUUCUGCCUCGAUGUGCCCCAACUUCUGAAGGAGAAGCUUGAAGACGACUGCUACUACGUGACCUGCAAAAAGAAGCUUUUGCAGCUCCCAUGCAAGCCCAACGUGCUUGAUGUCCUGGAGGCCUACGUAAGGCAUUACGCCACGUACCUGCACCUACGCGUUGCCACGUCAAAGCCUCAGGACACAAAGUCAUCUUCAAAUCAGCUGCCUAUUGACAUAGCCCACACAAGGUUGGACCUGUGCAAGGAAAUGGUCGAUGGCCUCCGCAUCCUCUUCGACCACGCCCUUCCGGAACUGUUGCUCUACUCAUCGGAGAGGAAGCAGUACGAGAUAAUCGUCCUAUCUCACAAAUCCAAGAGCCACGAUACACCUGCAGAGAAAGAGAACAAGAAAGAGCAGGCACCCGCACAGCAGAGGGACGUCGGGAGCCACCGUAGCAGGUCGCGGCUGACCUCCCAGAACGGCAGCAGCGGGACAGAUGACUCGUCACCUGUGCGGAGGGGAUCGAGAAGCCCAUCAGAAAGAAGAGCCCUCCGUUCCGCCGACAAAACGGUUGAGUCCGCUGAGGAGAAUGUUACGGAGAAGAAACCGUCUGCUACGGAACGGAAGCCCUCUGCUGUGGAACGAAAGCCGUCGGCGACAUCGGAUAUGGAACGGAAGCCGCCUAUGAAGUCGACUACUGAACGGAAACUGUCCAUGACAUCGACUACUGAACGGAAGUCGUCUGUGACGCCCGCCCCGGAACGGAAACAGUCUGCCACAUCAGCACCGGAGCGAAGGACGUCUUCUUCAACGUCUGCUUCAGAGCGGAAGUCAUCCCUAGCUUCGGCUCCAGAACAGGUGCCCAAUGCUGCACGACACUCUUCAUCAGAAGAUGGUCCAGCAAACGGAGCUGCUGGGUCGCUGCUAGAUCGAAGAUGGAGAUUAUUACCGGCGGAAGAGCACGAGAAGGCUAUAGCGUCAAGAGCACCAUCCUCGGUGUAUGGAGCCGUCCACUUGCUCCGUCUCUUUGUGAAGCUUCCGGACCUGCUGUCCAGAAUGGGAAUGUCAGAGAAAAAGCUGGAACACUUGAGAGCACAUCUCACAAGGUUGCUUGAACACUUGGCUGAGCGUCACGAAGAGUUGUUCUCACCGUCCGCUUACCAGAGUGCUCACAGGGUGAUGGCUGAACUGGAGAGCUAAUCGAAUGAUGCAGUUUUCUCUGGUGCAAAUUUGUAUUGGUGAACUCAACAAUGUGGUGUUUGCCACUCCUUCCUAGAACAUGCUCUUAAUUUGUAAAUGAAAAUGUCACGUUUCUGAUGAGGGAUUCAUACCUGUGUUGUGUAAAUAAAAUGCGUGUAAUGUCUUGUGCAUAAACUUUACGAUUGUUUUGUUA